Molecule: messenger RNA, 797 nt
Organism: Toxotes jaculatrix (banded archerfish)
Lineage: Eukaryota; Metazoa; Chordata; Actinopteri; Toxotidae
Gene: ecm1a
Product: extracellular matrix protein 1a
Exons: 4
Coding region: 51-584 (177 amino acids)
Biological process (GO): regulation of bone mineralization; signal transduction
Cellular component (GO): extracellular region
Source: RefSeq, a predicted model, not a curated record
GAGAAAUCUGCCUUUUCAAAAUUCAGCUCCCACCAAUCCACCAUUCAGCUAUGUCUUCAGUUGGAGUCCUCACAGGAUUUUGGAUAGUUGCACUGCUGACUCUUUAUGGUGCAGAUGUGGGAGAGAGCCAAAUCAAGUCUCUCAAUGAACCUGACGUUCCUUUCCCGCCCGCCCGGCCCACGGCUCAAAACCUCGCUGCCAUUUGCCAUCAGGGUCAGGGUCGACCCAGAUACCCGGCCAGCUUCUUCCCACGCUCCAGUGCCAGUCACUUUCGCCGCCGUGGAAAUGCCAUCAACCGUCUGGAGUCAUGGUACAGUUUGUGCUGCAGUGGACGAGUGGCACAGCAGAGUCACCAGAUCCUCUGCUGUGCCCAACAAGCUUGGAAACAAGCUCUGUCUCAGUUCUGUGUGGAAGAAUAUGCCACUAUGACUCUCCCUUUUGAGUGCUGUGAGGACAAAGGAGACGCACGCUGGACGUGCUUUGACAGCGAGCUGCCAAACCCAAACUACUACCCAACACCAGGCUACACUGCACCCCAAGUCCCCGAGGAGCUGGGAUUCACCUUCAACCCAAACACUUGCUGAAGGUCUUUGCCUUAGGUGCUCAGAAGAAGACAGGACACACUGGUUUGAUUUCUGCUGUGUCAGGACCAUAAAAGCACAAAACAGUUUUUAUUUUGUCAGCUCUAUGUUUUAACCAAGCUUUGUCACACUGCAAGAAACUGCAUUUCCAAAUGUUCACUUUCACUAUUUCUGACAUGUAUAGUCUGUAGGAAAAAUAAAGACUAAAAUAAAAUA